AUGCCCUGCUGUGUUUGCUGCGUAUCUGCAGAAGUAUCUGAAUGCAGAUUGCAAUUCAGUCCACGAACAGCCAGAAAGAGAGGACCAACAGGUAAUGGUUCGCCUCCAACUACCAAAAAGCAAAUCAACUCAUCUACAGAGCAGAAAGUAAAAUCUUCUGCAAAACCCCAAAGUCCACGAACCAAGCGAUCGAAUUGCGAUGUAAAAACCCAAUGCGCUACAGAAGCCCCGAAAAUUCAAAAGAAAUGCCCGGAAACGAAAGUACGCCACCAAGCCAACGCCAACAAUGGUCCAUAUCAGAAACCGGAGCUAAAGAAGUUUCCAGCUCUGCCGCUCAAGCAAAGCAUCGCCAGCUAUUUGAGCAGUAUUGAACCAUUUCUUAGUGAGGAGGAACUCAAGAAGGAACAGAAGUUGACCAGGAAGUUUGUGGACAACGAGGGUGCGGAACUCCAGGAGCUUCUCGAGGAAGAAGCCGAGCGUUCGGACAACUGGCUAACUCCCAGAUGGACACGUUCCGCAUAUUUGACCUACCAGGCUCCGCUGACCGUCUUCUCCAAUCCGGGUCUCUCCUUUCCCAUUCAAGAGUUUAAGGGAACCGACGAUUUUCUCAACUUCACGGCUAAAGCUAUCUACGGCAUGUGCGAGUUCAAGCAGCUGGUCGACGAAAACAAAAUCCCAGUGGUCAAGAUGGGUAAACAUUAUCUGGACAACAGCCAGUUUGGGAAGAUCUUUGGCACGGUUCGCAGGCCAGGUCGAUUAUGCGAUACCAUCGAGCAGUACAGCGAUGCCGAUUAUAUUGUGGUCGUAUAUAAUAACAAUUACUUUAAGUUGCCAAUUUAUUCGGAAAGUGGUGCCUUGUUGCACGUUCAUACACUGCGAGAAGCGUUGAGGGAUAUACUGGAAUGCCCCAUUGAAGUGGGCGAGCACUUUGGCCUUUUGACACACGACAAUAGAAGCAACUGGGCCGAGGCAUAUACAGUACUUUGUCGUCCGCACGGAAACGCAGAUACCGUGGAAACCAUUGAGCAGUCCCUGUUCGUGGUCUGUCUGGACAACUGUGUGCCCGUUCCGAAGGGAAAGGAGCGGGUUGUCCAGGCCCAUCAGCUCCUCCACGGCGGUGGAGUGCGCCAGAACAGCGCCAAUCGCUGGAUGGACAAAACAAUUCAGCUGAUAGUCAAUCCAAACGGCUUGGCCGGAUUUUGCUACGAGCAUUCUCCCGCGGAUUGCCAGCCACUCGCCAUGCUGAUGGAUUUUGUGCAGCAGAAAGUCCAUGAGGAGAACUAUGGCUGCGAGGGCUGUGAGUCCGACAAAAAGGUCACGUCCGCUCUGUUAAGAUUCCAGCCAGUGAACGAGUGCAUCAAUUUGUGGUUGUGCCAGGCAAGGCGAAACAUCCACAGGAUCGCCAGCCAGCUGCAGAUGAAUGUGAUCCAGUUCGAGUGCCAUGGCAAGUGCUUCAUCAAGGCGCAGGGCCUGAAUCCGGAUAGCUACAUCCAGAUGGCCCUGAGUCUGGCCUACUACGCCAUGCACCACAAAUUACCCGCUCAGUAUGAGUCCGCUCACCUGAGGAUUUUCCACGAGGGGCGCACCGAAACCAUUCGGUCCACGUCCAAUGAAUCCAAGUCCUUCCUCAUGGCCAUGCAUUCGGAGAAGGCUUUGAUAAGCGAUAAAUUGGUUGCGCUGCAAAAGGCGGUGGAUGCCCACGAAAAGUUGAUCAAAGAGGCCAUUAACGGGCAGGGCAUCGAUCGGCACUUGUUUGGGCUGCAGGAGAUGGCUCUGGAACAAGGAAUGUCACUACCGGCGUUCUUUCGCUCCAAGGGUUACGUCAGAUCGGUGACCUUUCAGCUCUUCACCUCCCAGGUAGCCACAUCCCACGAGGGCUUCAUGGCCUACGGACCACUUCUAUCCGACGGAUACGGCGUCUGCUACAACCCACAGGAAAAGAAGAUCACCUUCGCCAUCUCCGCUUGGAAAAGUUGCCCGGAAGUCAACGUCAUACGAUUUGGCAAGGCCAUCAAGAAGUCCCUGAACGACAUGAGAAAACUAAUCCUGAACACAGGAGGCGAUCGUAUGGGCGAGCAUCCGUGUAAAUGCGAGAAGGUGCUGCUUUAGAAGGGAUUCCCCUAUAGAUUUCUCUUUAGAUACCCUCCAGUGUUACGUUUCUCAACAAGGCAAAUAUACACUCGUCAACC
Molecule: messenger RNA, 2189 nt
Organism: Drosophila erecta
Lineage: Eukaryota; Metazoa; Arthropoda; Insecta; Diptera; Drosophilidae
Product: carnitine O-acetyltransferase-like
Exons: 4
Coding region: 1-2109 (702 amino acids)
Biological process (GO): carnitine metabolic process, CoA-linked
Cellular component (GO): peroxisome
Molecular function (GO): carnitine O-acetyltransferase activity
Source: RefSeq, a predicted model, not a curated record